AUGCCUGAAAAAUGUGGGUACACAGUGGACGCGAAGUCCCCGAUCCCAGUCUUCGGCGUCCUGGUGGCUGCCUCUCCGGGCGUGGCUCCGGAGACCCUUCGCCAUGCGGCGUCGGUCCUGGCGGAGUUCUUGGACCAGGACCAGGAUGGUGUCGCGGAUGUCCCGGAGGUUACGAGGCAGUUGCAAGAGCACCAGGCGCUGAUUCUCAUUCUUGCUGACGAAGACGAGUACCUCGCCGGAGCUGGCGCCGUCGAAGGCCUCGAGAGCAACGUGAUCAAGAACGACAACCCGCGCUGGAACUGUUCCGUUCGGGACGUGUUCGUGUUCUCCGAGCUUUUCCAGACGGAGACGGGUCAAACAGAUGGCGAGGAUGCAGCUUGGGAGGAACUCUUGCACCUCAUCACCCACGUUGGAUAUGGCUGUGCAUUCCCAGAGAGGUGGGGCUUCCAUGAGCACGAAGAGGCUGAGGGCCGCGCCUCUUCGGAGUUGUCCCGAGCCCUCGACGCGGCUUUGGGCAGCUGCCCGGCCUCCUACACUGGCCGCCAGGGCGAGAAGCGGGCUGAUUGCCACUACUUUUACGAGGACCCCAGCUGCUUUUAUCCGUGGCUUGUGAAUGAGUACCUUUUCCAAGUGUGGCGCACUCGGCAAGGUGGCCGCCCCUGCAGCCCGGCACUUCGACACGAGUACUCCUAUUGCACGCAGGACUUCCGCUUAGCGGCCUUGCCCAUGAAGCUGUUGCGAUACUGUUGCACCCGAGAAUCCGCCGGGGAGUUUCUGUUUUUGCUCCAGGCGGGGUGGCAUGAAUGUAGACACUGGUGUUUGUACAGACGGUCAGAUACACACCAAGCAGCUGAAGAAGGUCGUCAUAGGUCAUAG
Messenger RNA from Symbiodinium necroappetens, 876 nucleotides. The record is from the annotation of a GenBank genome assembly. NCBI's taxonomy places the organism in Eukaryota, Dinophyceae, Suessiales, Symbiodiniaceae.